Molecule: messenger RNA, 1083 nt
Organism: Closterium sp. NIES-67
Lineage: Eukaryota; Viridiplantae; Streptophyta; Zygnematophyceae; Desmidiales; Closteriaceae
Source: the annotation of a GenBank genome assembly
GGCUAGUUUGCUUACUCCGCCAUUUUCCGACAAUACCAGAUCACCUCACUCUACCGCUCCUGUGCUCGCUUUCGUUCUGCCUCUCAGCCAGCUUCACGGACCUCUCAAAUCAAGUCAAGCCAACUCAACCCAUCGACCCAAUUUCUUGCUGCUCCAAGCUGCGUGAAUCUCCUCGCUUGUGUGUUCGCAAAUAGUCCCAUAUCGGCGCGUUUCUGAGAGACACGUACUCUGCUUGAUUCUUACCGAGACGCCAAGAGCGGCCGCCAUGUUUAAGCUCGUGUCGAAGCAAUCGCCGAAGAAGUACAUUGAGCAGGCGCGAACGCUGCGCGUGGAUUCGACAGUAGCGUCCAGCAUCAGCGAUGCCAUGCUUGAAUCGGGAGACUCUUUUUCCAUCGUGGCAGCACGUGGCAUCAGCACCGUGUAUGCCGGGGAUCUUUCCGGCGAGGGGCUUCUGGGCUCGCAGGGUGCUGCGUUUCUGACCCUGGAGUACAAGAGCACGUCGCACACGGCGUAUGUUAAGAAUGGCGCUACUGGCGAGUUAAUUAUGAUGCUUGUGCGGGAGGCGCGGGAUAACUCGUGGCACGAAGAGGGAAAGUCGUACGCGCGCUUCGGCAAUGCCACGGAGGCGCGUCUGUGGUCCAACGGGCGGCCUGUGGGAGUCAACUAUUCUGAGUCGCUUAUGGAUGUGGCACCUCGGUCGUUCAGCCAGGAGAAGGCGCAGAUGGGGGCGUCCAUGAUCGAGGUGAUAAAGGAGAAAGUGGGCAACUCGAUCCGCCUGUUCAAGCAGAAGGGCGACGGGUCGCGAGCAUGGAGAUUGCUGCUUACACCAAGGUGAAGAAUGGCCCUGCUGUGUUCCGCCUGGUGUCUAAGGACGUGCUGGAUCCGGUUGUAGCUGUUGCCAUGUCUUGGUUUACCGCGAUCGACAACAAAUAGUACCCGUACUUAGUGCUGCAAGGAAUAAUGAUAGCGUUGCCCAUUCCGUAGUGUGUUCAGUUCACUCUUCCCUUACAAUUUCCUCGCUGCUUAUGCUCAUGUUGCUGAUAAACGUGAUGGAAACGGUAAGAAUGAAAAAACGGGACACAA